This is a messenger RNA of Peromyscus californicus insignis, 5712 nucleotides long. RefSeq names its product NFKB activating protein like (gene Nkapl). The record is from RefSeq and is a predicted model, not a curated record. Gene Ontology annotation, molecular function: chromatin binding. Bases 831 to 2030 code for a protein of 399 amino acids. Lineage: Eukaryota; Metazoa; Chordata; Mammalia; Rodentia; Cricetidae. Gene Ontology annotation, cellular component: nucleus. Gene Ontology annotation, biological process: regulation of gene expression. The transcript has a single exon.
CCACCACAGAGACCGAAUCCCACAUGUAAAAGCAAAGAGCCUUUAUUCUCUUCAAGCUCUGAGCUUGGUCCCUCUGUCUGUCCAAUGCAGUGGUGAGAGCAGAGAGCCCUGAACCCAGGGUGGGGUUUUUUAUCAUAGCAGUGGCUGGGGUGAGGGGGAUUUCCAGGGUUCAUGACCCUGAUUGCCUGACAAUUGUCUAGGGUAUCUCUAAAACAAAAACAGGUGUGUGCUAAACUCAGGGACAUCUGGCCACCUUAUCUAAUGGUUGGAAUGUUUGGGAUGUCAGGUAUUUCCUCAUCCCUGGGUGGAUCCCUAGGUGGUAUCAGCUUAAGGCUUUUCCUGGAUCUGGGUGUUGCCUGCCAGUAAGCCUGUCACAGAAGCUGUGUCUAGGCCCCUAAGCCUAUCAUGGUGGCUGUGUGGUCAAGCUGUUUGGGGGCCUCUCCACAAUAGAAAAUACAUACAUACAUACAUACAUACAUACAUACAUACAUACAUACAUACAGAAGAUGGACUCAUUAAUUCCUUUUGUUACCCUGGGGGCUCAAUGGAGGGAACGUAAAUCAUGAAAAGUGGAAUGGGUUAGUGUCGAUCUCCCAGAGGCGGAAAAGGGCUCUUGAGCAGUCUCGGGGCCACUUCCGCUUCCGUCAAAGGCUCUGCGCCUAGGAACCGACCAGGACCCCGCUGGACCACAGGGCGGAACAGCGUCCAGUGGCAGCCCGCCGGGCCGUUCCCAGGGCGCCCGCGUGUGUGGCCGUGGCGUGUGUGGCAGGCACGCUCUCCGUGAUGUGGUUUCCGUAGUAACCGCGCUGCUGGCGGUUUGAGGUCGGCCCAUGUCGCCUGUGUCCCGAUCCCGCCCUAGUGAGGACACUCUGGGCUCUCAGAAAGGCCGCCGUGGCUCGGGCAGCCCACCGUCGGUGUCCCAGCCUCGACGAUCCCCUCGGGGAGGCGGUGUCGGCCUCGCCCUGAGCGGGUGCGAGGGGCUCGGGCCUCCGCGGGCUCCAGAGGGGCCCCGCCCAGCGCACGCCGCCAGCCGCCCCCGGGCUGGAGAGCGGCCGCCGCCAGGGGUCUGCACGUUUGCCCCUUCGUCCUCCGCUUCCAUCUGUGGCGGGCACCGCUACCGCCACUAUGCGGGAGACCGUUUGUGGGCCGAGGACCAGGAGAAGGAAAAGGAGGAGAGCUAUAGGCAGAGGAGGCUGAAGGAAAGAGAGAGGAUUGGAGAGCUGGGAGCGCCCGAGGUGUGGGGGUUGUCGCCCAAGUUUCCUGAGCCAGAUUCCGAUGAACAUACAUCAGCUGAAGAGGAGGUGAAGAAUCUGAAGAGCAGCAGUUCAGAUUUCACCACGGAAGAAAAAAGGACCAAGACCAGCCAUUCGACAAAGAGAAAAAGGAAGAAAAGGCCCUCCAAAAGGAAACAUAGGAAGUAUUGUGAUAAUGACAGCAAUUCAGACUCUGACGUUUAUUCUAGCUCUGGUGGUGAUAAAAACAAAGCUAAAGCCAGGAGGAAAGAGAAGAAAAAGAAACACCGGGCAAAACAACUCAAGAAGAAGAGGAGGACUGAAAAGGAAUACGGUGACGUAAGCUGCAAAGCUCUAGAAAGGGAAUUACCAGAAGACGCGUGGAUGGAGCAGUCGAUGAGUGCAGAUGCCAUGGAUUUAAUAGGCCCAGAAGCACCUGUGAUACAUACCUCGCAAGAUGAGAAACCUUUGAAUUAUGGCCACGCUCUGCUUCCAGGUGAAGGUGCAGCUAUGGCUGAAUAUGUAAAGGCUGGAAAGCGUAUCCCACGAAGGGGUGAAAUUGGGUUGACGAGUGAAGAGAUUGCCUCAUUUGAAUGUUCAGGUUACGUCAUGAGUGGUAGCAGGCAUCGCCGCAUGGAGGCUGUGAGACUGCGCAAAGAGAACCAGAUUUACAGUGCGGAUGAGAAAAGAGCCCUUGCAUCCUUUAACCAGGAGGAGAGGCGGAAGAGAGAGAACAAGAUCCUAGCCAGCUUUCGAGAAAUGGUGUACAGAAAGACCAAAGGGAAAGAUGACAAGUGAGAACUUGUUGGUUGCAAUGCAGGACUUUUAAUAACAAAGGUUUUGUAUGACCAAAAUAAUAGUAAAUGACUUUACCAUUUACCAGUGAUAUUGUACUUACUGUGUUACUAAGUACCCUAGAAAAACACUUUUUGAGAUGUCAUUAGAAAUUUUUACAAACGUUGCAGGAAAUGAGUAAAAAGGUGAAUGUCACUCCAGUCCCUGAUUUACCUGCCGCCGCCCCCCCCCCAAGAGCAAAGUGUCUUCUGUAUCCUUCCAUGGUUUUGUGCAUAUACAAGGUAUCUUGCUACUAAAUGGGAGUGUGCCCUACCCCCAUCUGCUACUGCGAUUUUAGCCCCCUAGAAAGAAGAUUUUUACCCUUUGGAGUCAUUUGUCCCAGGAGGAUAAAAAGAACGUGAGCGCAAUAAUACCCAAGAAGGCAACCAUUUGGAUCUCUUUGAUUCAAUGGACUGUGUUCUGCUGGCUGUAGUUAACAGACUUGGUUAAAGACUGUGGUUUAUAACUGAAAAGCCUGGGAAACUAUGUUUCCAGCAUAAUGUUAAUAGAACUUGGGACUUUUCUCCAUCUUCCUUUUCCACUGCUCAUUUUCUUUAGAGUGGUUUCCCUUAUAGAAAAAAAGAGCUGCCAACUCUCUUGAAAGAAUAUUUCUUUUGAAGGAGUUGGACAUUUUCUUACUUUGAUACAAUGCUAUUUCUUCAUAGUACAAAAGUAGCACCAUCAACUGCGGUACAUUGUAAAAUUAAGAUAGUAUUGCUCUUCAUCUGACCCUAUGCCAGUUUUCCUCUGCUCCCACUUAUUGCCAAUGAGAAGAUCAUGGUUUGGGCCAAAAUGGGAUGUAUAUAAGCAAAUUACAGUGGUAUACAAGGCUAAUGAUAACAAUAUCCUGGUAAUCUGUUAAUAUGUACUGUUGCUGAAAUUAUUGAUAUAAUAGAACUUUCAUAACCACUUUUUAUAAGUGAUGUGUUCAUAAAUUCUGAACAUCAGAGCCUAGUUGAAAAUAGAUACAAAAAUAUGUAUACUGUGUUUAUCUGCAAUCACUAGCGAGUUGAGGUAUUUUCUCCCAGUAGCAGUAUUUGAGUUAUUUCUUCUCUGUGUAUAUUACUAAAUGUUACUGAAAUUUUUAUCCAUUAUUAAUUUAAGACAAUCAUAUUGAAGUAAGUUGCUUCGCAGUAGUUUAAGAUGUCAUAUUCAUUUCCAUAUUUUUGUGUAUUUCUCAUAUGUUUCUUCACGGAGUUCUUCUAGUGAAGUACUUAGAGCCAUCUUUAUGUGAAGCAUUUUAAAACAGGAUCUGCUGAGACACUCUGGGUUUUCUGCAAGUUCUUCAUUAACUACAGUUACCUCCCAUGAUAGAGGAUAGAAGAGUUCACUGGCAGCCUUCACAUUUUCCAAAGCACCAUCUUUUUAAGUCAUGUCCCAACUUCCAGUAGACUAUAGUAAACAUCUCCCAAAGAUUGCUCUGCAGAACUACCUACUCUCACCAUUUUAAUACCAUUUUUGUUUUCCAUUUGUUUCGUUACAGUGAGAGGAAGUGUGUAUCUUGUGUAGUUUCCCAAGGGCCCCACCCUCAGCUACCAGCACCCAGUGAGCACAUCAUAGGCUGUGUAGUCCAUGCUUCUUACCACAGUGCCACAUUUGUAUGGUUUCUGAGAUCACUGCCAGGAAAGAAUAUUUCUGACUUGGUAUCCUUAACAAGUUUUUGCCUUAGUUGGAUUAGUGUAGAUAACAUAUCUGCUUAAAAUAAGUACUGUUGCCUGAUGAACAGAAUAGCUUACCCUGGGGUCAGUAUGGAGGCUACAUAGGAGGACAUGACUUUCUUAAAAUGCCAUGUUGGACAGGGAAGAUAGACAGCCAAUAAGUGCCUGCUGCAGUUCUGAAUUUUAAAAUGUGUGUGUUCAUAACAUGUGCUGGUAGUUUUCGAAGAAAAACUUGAUUUUAUCGGCCAAAUCCUGAUUGAAAUGGAUGCAGGUUUUAUCCACAAAUCAAUAUAGAAAAGCUGAAGAUCCAAGGUGCUGAAGUCUUCCAAAGAGUAGAUUAGGACCACCUAGAAGGAAAAAAACACUUAUGGAGAUGCAAGGAAUGAGAUGCUUGCAAAGCAUGUGAAGACCUUGGAGUGAGCUGCACUUAAGAUCUACAAUAAGGCUUUUGUUGUCCAUUGGGAUGAUGAUAUUUACUGACCCCAAUAUCUCAGCACUACCCAAACUAACUCAUCUCAUUUGAGAAACUUCUUUUACAAGGCUCAAAACACUAGUAAGCCCCAUAGAAUUCACAGCAUGGAGAGAGUUCCAGAAUCUUGAAGGACAGUAUGGUAUGGAAGGACACCUUCAUUCAGUGUUAUAACUUGCUCCAGGCUGCCCCAAAGGAGGUUGAGGGAAAUUAGUGAAAGCUGUGCACAUUCCAUUUUUUAGAAACUUUACCUCACUAUAAACAGGGGUGAACACUUUUUUUCACUUAACAGUAAAUAAUGGAAAUGUUUUAUAUCAAUAAAUAUGAAUCUAAUUUUUAAAUGAUUUUGUAAUUUCCAUUGUAUGUAAGAGUUUCUGGACAUGUGGGAUGCUUCUGACUUAAUGUCAAGAGAAAUGAACUCAAGCCAACAAGACGUGUUGGUUCAUGACAGGGGUAUAAGGAGAGCACUGGAAGAAAGUCUGAGCAGGCUGGUGCCUCAGGCAGGGGCAAGGACGGUGGAGGCUUUCAGAAGUGGGUCAUGGUCCUCAUUUUCAUCAGCUGUGAGCACCAACCUUGAAAGGUAUUUUCUCUGUACAGAUAUUUAUUGGGUAAAGAGGAAAAUAGUGCUUUGUGUGUUGUAAGUACUGUAGAUAAAUCUGUAAGUUAGCCUUAGCCACUGCCACCAUGGAAUUUAUGAUCAACUGGGGUCAAACUGGAAAAAGUUAAUUACAAAUUGCAGCACACUAUGAAAAACAUAUAAGGCUAGAAAUCUAAAAAAUUGGCUUCCCUGGGACAGUUACUAGUGAAAAUCUAAAUGGCACAUUUAAUCUCCAUACUUUUGAUCUUUAGGUUAGGGGAUACUGCAAUGGUGCUUUCUGGGAAGAUGAGAGCAACAAAUAUUCACAGCAUACAGAAAGACAUCCCACACCAUAUGUAGGCAGAAGUUUCUGUCUUGCUAACAACUCCCAAAUACUCAGAAGCUGCUUCCCAAAUUACCACACAGAGGCUUAUAUAAAUUUAUAAACGUUCGGUUGGUAGCUCAGGCUUAUUACUAACAAUCUCUUACCAUUAAAAUAACCCAUAAUUCUUAACUAUGUUUAGCCACAUGGCUUGGUACCUUGGUACAGAAUUCUCAUCUUGCUUCCUCUGUGUCUGGCUGGUGACUCUCUGACUCUGCCCUCCUUCUUCCCAUCAGUUUGGCUUUCCCACCUAACUUCCUGUCCAGCUACCAGCCAAUCAACAUUUUAUUAAACCAAUUCCAGGGACAAAUCUUUACAGAGUUUCAGGGACAAGGAUAGAAUCUCUAGUUAGUGGAAAAAUACAGACCCCCAUAAGACAGGGAACUAGAUCAUCUUACAGUCAGGUUGCCUAGCAACAGGAUAUUGAGUAGAGUCCUUGACCUUUUCACCCUGUAAACAUCCUAUACAAACAUCCUGUUAGCUUGCCCCACCUUAUGCAGAUGACAGCUUCUUGCUCCCUCCACCCUGCAGGAACUAUAUAAACCCUCUUGGAGAAAAAU